Molecule: messenger RNA, 1131 nt
Organism: Uloborus diversus
Lineage: Eukaryota; Metazoa; Arthropoda; Arachnida; Araneae; Uloboridae
Exons: 5
Coding region: 32-481 (149 amino acids)
Biological process (GO): spindle assembly
Cellular component (GO): cytosol; HAUS complex
Source: RefSeq, a predicted model, not a curated record
AUUUGGACUUUCUGCUUUAAAUGAGAAAGCAAUGGAGCAAGAGGAAAGAGAUUUGAUUCUGAAUCAUGAACUAUCAGAGAUCGGUCAGAAAAUUUCUAACAUUAUGCGCAGGAAUGAAGCUCUUAAAAGAAAAGUGAAAAGACUAGAAUCUGUUUCAAAAGAUCAACAGAGUCAUGUCCUAAAAGAGUCCUGUAAGUUUCUAUCAACUAAAAGUGGAGAAUAUAAAGAUAGUAUUAAGAAAUUAAAGAAACAUCUCAAAUGUAGAGGAUAUGAUCCUUCAUUAUCUCAUGGACGUCUAGUUAUAAAAAGAGAGAAAGUUCAAGAGCUGGAAGAAAAGUUGAACCAAAUUACUUCUCAACUUGGAACUUACCAAGAUUUACCUGCUGAUGAAAAGGUUGCAAAGUUCAAAAUUGAGGAAGCUAAGAAGGAAUUAACUCAAGUCCAAAAAGAUAUUGAUGCUCUUCUUUUUAAUAUUUGUUAAAUAUGUACUUAUAAUUUGUAAGAUAAUUUAUUAUUUUUUGAGCAAUUUAUUAAAAUUUAGUUAGUUUAAUGCUUUCACGAAAUGUCUAUCUGUAUAUGAAGGAUGGAUAUGUGAGUAACUACCCAUGCCAUUAUUACUUGUUGUACAAAUGACAUGUAUUUUGUUUCAUUGAUGCUCAAUUUUCGGACAAAAUUGAUAUUGUUUAUGAUUUGGCCUUCUACUACGUUCAUCCAGAUUUAUGAAAAUCUACUAUAUUCUAUAGCUUUAAAAGGAAAAUGUACUGAAAGUUGGUGGGAACACAGAGGACUCAACCAAAGCGUUUAGUUCUUUAGUGUAAAAUAAUGCAAAUAUAAUGUAAACUGGUUUCAAACCGUCUUUUAUUUUGGUGGGUGCCCCCCAAAUAUAUUUUCCAACUACAGCAUUUCCCACAAAUAAAUUUGCAAUUCUCCAAAAAUGACAGCCACUGCCAGGUCUGCAUAGUGUGUCAAAUCUUUCUUAAAGCCUCUAAAACACUCUACCUAAUGAAGCUUCUUUGAAGUCUGGUCAUUAGGAAGAUACUUGUAAUAUUUGUUUCUAACUUGUGCAGAUACAGGGGGAGGGUCAUGACCCCCUCCUCCUAAACCGUUGAUGUUAUUAUGCAUCCAGAUUGU